Aspergillus novofumigatus IBT 16806 is the source of this 1964-nucleotide messenger RNA. RefSeq names its product sugar porter family MFS transporter. The transcript has 4 exons. Gene Ontology annotation, molecular function: carbohydrate:proton symporter activity. NCBI's taxonomy places the organism in Eukaryota, Fungi, Ascomycota, Eurotiomycetes, Eurotiales, Aspergillaceae. Bases 375 to 1898 code for a protein of 507 amino acids. The record is from RefSeq and is a predicted model, not a curated record. Gene Ontology annotation, cellular component: membrane. Gene Ontology annotation, biological process: transmembrane transport; carbohydrate transport.
AUCCUAGCAUGAAUGAAUGCACUAAAAUGUACUCCGUACCAUACAGUAACUAUCUGCUGCUUAUUAUUCAGUUGUCUUAUAAAAAUCAUCGCAUGCUUAGAGAAGGUUUAUAAUCCGAGUCCUAAUCCUAAUUCUAAUCAUAGUCUAAUCAUAAUCAUAGUUUCAUUGGAGGAAUUAUACUUCGAAUGGUCGCCACCUGAGCCAACUAUACAUACUUUAUGAUCCCUCAGUCUUAAGGUGAUUAUGACUGACCCCAGCGAAAGACCGUACACGAUCCCCCUAGCCAGCUAGACAAGGAGAAGACAUAUCUCAACGACUUGAAUGGUUUAUAACACACGAUGAUCUCUGGAAUUUGCUCUUCAGUUUAAUCUAUUAUGACCUUUUUACUUGUCACCCUCUGUUGUGUCUUGGCCACUCUAGGAUCCUUUCUGUUUGGUUACGAUUCGGGGGUGAUUGGGUCAACUCUCGAACAAGAGGCCUUUCUGCAGCAUUUCCAUCACCCUUCUGAUGCAGCCACUGGGGGCAUUGUCUCUUCAUAUAAUGGAGGAGCCAUUCUGGGGUCCAUCGCGGUCCCCUACAUCUGCGACCCCUUUGGCCGCCGCCCAGUCAUGUUCGUAGGUGCUCUGCUGGCCGCUCUGGGUGCUGCUCUCCAGGCUGGAGCUACGCACAUUGCCAUGUUGAUUGUUGGCCGUUUGAUUGCUGGCUUUUCUAUUGGCUUGAUGUCGACCACCAUUCCGAUCUACUGUAGCGAGGUUUCUCCCGCACAUAUUCGUGGCUUUCUCGGUGCGAUGCAGCAGUGGAUGCUUGGGCUGGGUGUGGUCGUCGCACAAUGGGUCGGAUAUGGCUGCUCCCUGCACACAGGCGCCUUUUCCUGGCGGUUCCCUCUAGCCGUGCAAGCCGCCCCCGCCGUUAUCCUCGGCAUCGGAGUCUGGUUUCUCCCAGAGUCGCCACGAUGGCUGAUUCAAAAAGGCCACAAGGACGCCGGCAAAGCCGUCCUCAACCGCCUGCAUCUCAACCACACCCGCACCAACACCGACCUCGUCGAGUCCGAGUUCACCCAGAUCUGCGAGAGCAUCGCCUCCGACUCCCGCACCGUCGUCUCCUCCUGGCGCCAGCUGCUCUUCUCCUCGCCCACCUGGCGCCACCGCGUACUGCUCGCCUGCGGCAUCCAGGCCUUCACCCAGUGCUCCGGCAUAAACGUCAUCCAGGUCUACAGCCCACGCAUCUACCGCUCGCUCAGCCUCCCCACCUCCACCACCCUCAUGAUCACCGGCGUCUGGGGCGCCCUCGCCCAGUUCUGGAACACCGUCUUCCUGCUCUUCAUCGACCGCGUCGGCCGCCGCAAGCUGCUCAUCCCCUCCCUGCUCGGCAUGGGCGCCGCCCUCUGCGUCGAAGCCACCCUCGCCCGCUACUACGGCAACUUCGCCCCGGACGCGGACUCCUCGGUCCCUUCCUCUCCUGCAGCCCUCCGCGCCGCCAUCGCCAUGUUCUUCGUCUUCUCGCUCUUUUUCACCUCGCUCGGCCUCAUCUCCUGGCUGUACCCCGCCGAGAUCUUCCCCACCGCCAUCCGCGCCCGCGGCUCGUCCAUCGCGACCGCCACGAACUGGAGCCUCAAUCUCGUUUUUGCGCAGUGCUCGCCCAUUGCGCUGACCACGCUGCAGUACAAGUACUUUUACUGCUUUGUUGCGUUCAACUGGGCUGCGGCGGUGAUUGUCUGGGCGUUUUACCCGGAGACCGCGGGCAAGUCCCUCGAGGAGGUGGGCGAGGUGUUUACUACCGGUACGCCGGCUCGGCGGCGUCGCAGGGCCCGGUCGUGUGGGUUGGACAUGCGGGAGGAUGUCAAGGCGGGUGUUACGUUGCAGGUUACACAGGGGAAAGAGUUUACAACCGGGAUAUAAAUAUGCAGUGUAGUGUUUUGAAGAUAAAAUUGUAACUGAAUAGAGAGAAAUAUAUUUAGACAUCAC